GCGUAAGUAGUCGAUCGUCGAUCGCUCAACACGAAGCCAGGCGAAGGUAGAAGAUCCCGGAGCGAUUAGAUGGCGGCUGAGCGGGAGGGGGGCGGACGACCACGAUGGAGCGACAAGCGGCGUAGUUUCAUCUGGACUCCGAGUGGCUUUAAAACUUCAUCAUCUUACGUUCAGUAACCGAGGACGGAGCGGCACGGCACGAUAUGCAGUCAUGAAGCGGGUUCGCACUGAGCAGAUCCAGUACGCCGUGGCUCAGUACCUGAAGAGGAGGCAGUAUGUGGACACGGACGGGUCCCUGAAAGGAGCCAAACUCUUCCAGUCAGCGGAGGAGAUGGCUGCCAGCCUCACAGUGCAGACAGAGUCGGGUUGUGCCAACAUCGUCUCUGCUGCCCCCUGUCAGUCUGACCCGCUGCAGUAUGAGGCUCAGUACUCGAGGCUGCGCUCCUUCCUCUCAGAAACAGAGAUAUCCUGGGCGAAGGAGGUGAGCAGCAUCCUCUACCCGCUCUUCGUCUACCUCCACCUGGACAUGGUGCGCUCUGGCCUGAAGGGGGCGGUGGAUGGUUUUUACAGUCGUUUCCACGGCGCCUUUCUCCAGGACGGCGAGCAGCGAGCCACCAUCGAGCAGCUCCGCCACGUGCUCACCGCUCAGGAUGUCGCAGCCAACCCCAAGCUGAGCGCCUUCUUGGAGCACAAGUACGUGGUUCACCUGACGGAGCCGGCCUACAGCUACCUGCUGCGUUACCUGCAGAGCGAGGACAACAGCGCCCUCUGCAGGGCCCUCAGCACGCACCUGCAGGUGGAGGUCACCGCCUCCCGACGCACAGACUACCAGCUGUACGGAGCAGCGAGCGGGGCAACUGCCGCCCCAAACUCCACCUCCUCCUGGGCGGGAGUGGACGGGGCGGAGGGCGGGGAGGGCGUGGAGGUGCCUGCGGGGAUCCCACAGAGCGAGGCGGCCCUGGAGGCUCUGCAGGACUGCAUCAAGAAAGUCCGCGAGGGCCCCCCCUCGCUCACCACGGUGUGUUUUUACGCCUUCCACCACACGGAGCAGAUGCUGAACACCGCCGAGGUGUCGGCCGACAGCCGGCUGCUGGCCGCCGGCUUCGACAGCUCCACGGUGAAGCUGUGGAGCCUCCGAGCCAGAAAGCUGAAGGCCAGACCGCAUCAGGCCGACGUGUCGCGCAUCCACCUGGCCUGUGACGUCCUGGAGGAGGAGGUGGACGAGGAGGACGUCUCCGGCAGCGAGAUAAAGACGCUGCGAGGUCACAGUGGCCCCGUGUUUCGUACGUCCUUCCUGACCGACAGCUCGGGCCUGCUCUCCUGCUCCGAGGACACCACCGUCCGGUACUGGGACCUGGGCAGCUUCACCAACACGGCGCUGUACCGGGGCCACGCCUACCCGGUGUGGGACGUGGACGUCAGCCCCUGCAGCCUUUACUUCGCCAGCGGCUCCCACGACCGCACCGCCCGCCUCUGGACGUUCUCCCGCACCUACUCGCUGCGGCUCUACGCCGGACACCUCGCCGACGUCGACUGCGUCAAGUUCCACCCGAACUCCAACUACCUGGCCACCGGCUCCACAGACAAGACUGUCCGGCUGUGGAGCACCCAGCAGGGGGCGUCUGUCCGCCUGUUCACCGGCCACCGCGGCCCCGUGCUGUCGCUCGCUUUCUCACCUAACGGGAAGUACCUGGCGUCCGCCGGCGAGGACCAGCGGGUGAAGCUGUGGGACCUGGCAUCAGGGACGUUGUUCAAAGACUUGCGGGGACACACGGACAGCGUCACCAGCCUGUCCUUCAGCCCGGACAGCAGCCUGGUGGCGUCCUCAUCUAUGGACAACUCAGUCCGGGUGUGGGACAUCCGCAACUCCCACGGCGGGACGCCGGCCGACGGCUCGUCCAGCGAACUGGUGGGACUGUACACUGGAAACACCAGCAACGUGCUGAACGUCCAGUUCAUGGCGUGCAACCUGCUGCUGGUGACGGGAACGGCACAAGAGAAAGCAGAACAGUAGCCACAGACGUCUGGAUUUUGUGUUUAUGUUUGUUUAAAAAUGUCAGUCCGUUGUUUUCCUCCUUAAACAUCACCACCUGCUCAGGAGCCUGACUUUUGUUUUCAUCAUUAGCUCUCGGCGUAGAAAAGAAGCAACAUUAAAUAUCUUGUUUUUGUUAUCUCAGGCUCCAAAAACCAGUUUUGAUCUUCAUUUAUAGACGAAUGAUCUUCUUCUCCUCGGUGGUGUUAAGUCUUCAGUAUUAAAGAAUUUCUCAGUUUCUCUUUUAGCUGAUGAUUAAAAAGUGUAAAGUUCUGGUGCCUUUGUGGUUGAAAACUGUUUACUCUGCGGUCAUGCACAAGAUUGAUGAUCUGUAAAAGCUGCAGCGUUUGGAAAAUAUUGUUCCUGUUGGAUAAAAAAGACAGCAGCUGAAAAAAGAAGAAGUUGUUGUUGUACCCAAACAGAAAAUGAAAUGUUUAUAUUUUGAACUGAAACAUAA
Lates calcarifer (barramundi perch) is the source of this 2489-nucleotide messenger RNA. RefSeq names its product TAF5-like RNA polymerase II, p300/CBP-associated factor (PCAF)-associated factor (gene taf5l). The transcript has 5 exons. Gene Ontology annotation, biological process: regulation of DNA-templated transcription. Gene Ontology annotation, cellular component: nuclear protein-containing complex; histone acetyltransferase complex. Gene Ontology annotation, molecular function: transcription coactivator activity; protein binding. NCBI's taxonomy places the organism in Eukaryota, Metazoa, Chordata, Actinopteri, Centropomidae. The record is from RefSeq and is a predicted model, not a curated record. The coding region runs from base 212 to 2014 and encodes 600 amino acids.